AUGAGCUUAGAUGUGAUAUAUGACUGUUCGGAGAAAUAUCCUCGUAUAAGUUUUCGACCGCGUCCAGAUAUCAAUAAACAUAAUCCUGUUAUAAUCGAUAACGAGAAUGAUAGAUAUCUGGUUAUUCCAAGUAGAAUCAAUCGUAAUAAUGCGAAAAUCGCAAAUAGCAAAACUCAAGAGGAUAAAUUGUCAUCGUCGUCUCAUUUAAGAUAUCAUUCAUCAAGUUCAAGAGAAAAUAAUGGCAAUGAAAAGAAAGAAUUUGCUACUUUAAUCUUUCCAUAUAGUCCAAAAAUUAAUAGUAAUAGUAAUAAAAAACUAGAUAACUUGCCAUUUUCUCUUAGGGAAUUUUCGCAAAUUUCUAAUAAUAAGUAUUCAACAAACUACUAUCAGAAUUUAUCCAAAUUUUUUAACAAUUCUUUUUCGUUUAAUAAAGACAAUGCUAAAAAAGAUGAUAGUAUUGCAAAAAAUGAUCAAGUUCAGAAGAAUAAACUCAACAUAUCUUAUGCAAUGAAUCAAUCCUCAUUUUCCCUUUCUUCACAACUUUCGACUAUACCUCCUCCUCCUCCAAUUUCUUCGAAAAAUUUAACUUUAGCUCCAUUUUAUCCACAAAUUACAACAUUCCCACCUCCUUCACAAAGUACAACAAUAGGUUUAUCUCGUCCACGAAGAUUAACACUAGUCUCGUCACCUCCUCUUUUGCAAAGCUCACGUAGUAUAACAAUACCUCCAUCUCUCCAACACUCAAUUUCACUUCCACAAUUGAAAAGUCAAUCUACUUCACGAAAUACCUCAAUUUCUACAACUGCAUCGCAACAUACCAUAACACAGACUUCGAAUAAUCAUUCUGUUAUCCCUUUGAAUGAUUCACAUUUCCACCAAAAAAAGCCCGUUAAGAAAAAAUCGUUAUUAAAUCUCUUUAAAAAGUCUCAAGGAUCAAAAGAAAAUGACCCAAAUAGACAAAAGCUACAACCACCACCAGUGCUAAAAGUACAAGCAUUGGACAACCUGCAAUCAUCGCCCAAUUUUAUACCUCAUUAUUCAUGGAAAUUAGUAACAAAACUUAGUUUAUGGCAUAUUCGAGAGAAUAAUAUCUAUGAUUCUAUAAAACAGAGUAUAAAGUGA
Messenger RNA from Ambispora leptoticha, 1122 nucleotides. The record is from the annotation of a GenBank genome assembly. Lineage: Eukaryota; Fungi; Glomeromycota; Glomeromycetes; Archaeosporales; Ambisporaceae.